This is a messenger RNA of Soboliphyme baturini, 792 nucleotides long. The record is from the annotation of a GenBank genome assembly. NCBI's taxonomy places the organism in Eukaryota, Metazoa, Nematoda, Enoplea, Dioctophymatida, Soboliphymatidae.
AUGACCCGGUACGUGUUUAACGCUAAAGAUAGGCGGUUAACGUUAGCGUUAACGCCAGCCGGAACGGUCGCUUCGGCCAACCAACGAACGGACGCUAUCUUCGGUCACAUGAACCGAGGGGCAGCUGAGGAACAGCCGCAGCGAGUACCGCUGAAAGAUGCAGUGUGCGCUCGCAUUAACGACGAAACGAAUUUACUAAUGCAUAGUAGUGCAGCGACGACGGCAACGACGAUUGACAACGGAAACGAUGCGACCGCACGGCAAUGGUGGUCCUCACUCGGCAAGAGCAGACGCGCCACAAAGUUCGUUUCGCCGUUGACAUUUAUGAGCCGAAGCAUCGCGUCGCCACAUCUUCGCGACAGCGACAUUCAAAGCUGGUCGGUCACUGACUGUCCAUCGUCUACUACGUACCGCAGUACUAGACUCCAGUGCUCGUUGGAAAUGGAGCACCACUUCGCCGAAUACAUUCGUUCGUUGUCUGCGAUUUGCCGUCUACAGUGCUUUCUUCUCUAUCUUCUCCUCAACGUUUCGCAUGUCCCGCAACAGUCUGCAGUUUCUGUCGCUUUUAAAUGUCGGUACUACCGCUUCGUCUCGGUUGAUGCGGCGCUUAACGGUCAGUAUGAACUCGGUCUCGUUCUUCCUCGCCACUUUGGGCGCGUUUCAUGUCCAUCUCCUGUUGGCCUUCGUCUUGAACACGGUGCUGAUAAUGCGCAGGUGUUUCGUUUGUGCAAUGAUUACCAGCCGAGUUCUUCGCUCAUUUCUACGGUGCCAUACCAUCCUUUUCAUCCUUGA